This is a messenger RNA of Aspergillus steynii IBT 23096, 1242 nucleotides long. RefSeq names its product thiolase family protein. NCBI's taxonomy places the organism in Eukaryota, Fungi, Ascomycota, Eurotiomycetes, Eurotiales, Aspergillaceae. The record is from RefSeq and is a predicted model, not a curated record. Gene Ontology annotation, cellular component: peroxisome. The coding region runs from base 1 to 1242 and encodes 413 amino acids. Gene Ontology annotation, molecular function: acetyl-CoA C-acyltransferase activity. Gene Ontology annotation, biological process: phenylacetate catabolic process; fatty acid beta-oxidation. The transcript has a single exon.
AUGGCUACUCCAAUCCCUCGGGGCCUCCGCCAGGUCCUCCAGAAGUCGCCUUCGGAUAUCGUGAUUCUCUCUUCUCUUCGGACCCCGGUGACUCGUGCGAAGAAGGGCGGGUUCAAAGAUGCUUACCCGGAAGAGCUCCUCGCCAACGUGCUCCGGGCGACUCUCGAGGCGAACCCGAAACUCGACCCGGCUUUGAUUGACGACGUUUCGAUUGGCUCCGUGCUUCAAGAACUUGGCGGUGCGAAAGCAGGCCGGAUGGCCCAAAUCCACGCCGGAUUCCCCCAUUCGGUCCCGUUCCACACGAUCAACAGGCAAUGUUCCUCUGGGUUGGCCGCUAUCACCACCGUUGCAAAUGGUAUCCGUGCGGGGGCGAUUAACGUUGGUGUCGGAGGAGGAAUGGAGUCCAUGACGCGAAACUACGGGUCGCGCGCUAUCCCCACCGUUCUCUGGCCGGAGUUGAAGGAGUCUCCCUCCCAGGACGCCAGGGAUUGCAUCAUGCCCAUGGGCAUCACCUCGGAGAACGUUGCUGCUCGAUAUGGGAUCUCCCGAGCCGACCAGGAUGUCUUCGCAGCCGCGUCGCACAAGAAGGCUACGGACGCUCAGAACGCGGGCCUGUUCGAUUCCGAAAUCGUUCCCGUCAAGACGCUCUCGUUCGACCCUGAGAACCCCGAUGCCGCCCCGAAGGAAAUCACGGUCGCGAAAGAUGACGGCGUGCGCCACAACAUCUCCGUUGAGAAGAUGGCCAGCUUGAAGCCGGCCUUCUCUGCAACUGGAUCCAGCACCGCGGGAAACAGCUCGCAGGUCAGCGAUGGAGCUGCGGCUACUCUUCUAAUGCGCCGCUCUACUGCUACGGAACUUGGCUUGACCUCCUCGAUCAAGGGCCGCUGGGUCGGCACGGCCGUCGCUGGCUGCGCCCCCGACGAGAUGGGUGUUGGACCUGCGGUCGCCAUUCCCAAGCUCCUGCAACUCCUGGACGUGAAUGUAUCCGACGUCGGAAUCUGGGAGAUCAACGAAGCUUUCGCCUCCCAGGCCCUUUACUGCACCCGCAAGUUGGGAAUUGACGAGGCGAAGGUCAACCCUAAGGGCGGUGCGAUCGCCAUCGGCCACCCUCUCGGCGCCACUGGUGCUAGACAGCUGGCAACUCUCCUGCCGGAGUUGGAGCGGACCGGCCAGGAAGUGGGCGUCGUCAGCAUGUGUAUCGGAACCGGCAUGGGAAUGGCUGGCAUGUUCGUUCGGGAAUAA